AUGAGGCUUGUGUGGGCUGCGUUUUGUGGAACUGCACUGCUGUUGCAGGUGAUAAGAACAGCCUCUCAGACUACAGGUGAUAUGCCGCGCGUGGACUGUUCACAGCUGAGCUCAUGUAAUGGCUGUAUCAGUGGAGAUCCCAGCCUCAAUCUGACACGCUGUGUCUGGAGGAGCUGCAGCAACGGCAAUAACACACAGUGUAUUUCUGAGACUGAAGACACCAUGGACUGCAUUGCGUUUAAUGACACUGCUAUGUGCUCAGGUAAAGAGAAUACCCACAGAAACACACACCCACCUCCAGAGUUCUCUCAGGCGACCUUUGACCUGUCCAGUUUCAUUGGGGGGAUUAUUCUGGUGCUGGCGUUGCAGUCAGGGGCAUUUUUUGCCAUGCGCUUCCUCAAGACCAAAGACAGCUCCUAUGAGACAAUGUAA
This is a messenger RNA of Chanos chanos (milkfish), 432 nucleotides long. RefSeq names its product CD164 sialomucin-like 2 (gene cd164l2). The coding region runs from base 1 to 432 and encodes 143 amino acids. The transcript is spliced from 4 exons. The record is from RefSeq and is a predicted model, not a curated record. Lineage: Eukaryota; Metazoa; Chordata; Actinopteri; Gonorynchiformes; Chanidae. Gene Ontology annotation, cellular component: cytoplasmic vesicle.